AUGGUACAAAGCUUGUUUAAAGCUAAAGCAAUAUGUUCCUUGAAGCAGUUCCAGUGUACCAACGGCAAGUGCAUACCCAGCAUGUGGGUUUGCGAUUUGGAAAAAGACUGCGAAGACAACUCCGAUGAAGAAAUUGAAGAAUGCAAAAAAGAUAUGUCCAAGGGAAAAUAUCACGAUAACCAGGAGGACUUAGGAGCUGAAAUGUCGUGGCAAAACGUCAAAGGGUGA
This is a messenger RNA of Spodoptera littoralis (African cotton leafworm), 228 nucleotides long. The record is from the annotation of a GenBank genome assembly. NCBI's taxonomy places the organism in Eukaryota, Metazoa, Arthropoda, Insecta, Lepidoptera, Noctuidae.